Messenger RNA from Chlamydomonas reinhardtii, 2607 nucleotides. RefSeq lists its product as uncharacterized. The transcript has 11 exons. Lineage: Eukaryota; Viridiplantae; Chlorophyta; Chlorophyceae; Chlamydomonadales; Chlamydomonadaceae. The record is from RefSeq and is a predicted model, not a curated record. The coding region runs from base 107 to 1696 and encodes 529 amino acids.
CCCAUUGCCGGACGGCAGCGCGGUGCCCUGCUAGUUUUCCCUCCUCUGCGAGGUCAGAAAGCUUAUAUUUUACAUUUUAGCAAGGUUGCGCUACACAUACAUUGUGAUGGCGUCUCGCGGCCUCUUUGCCGCCUUGUGCGCUGCGUGCCUCGCGGUCGCAAGCGCGGCGCCCCUCCGCAACUCUGCGGACUGCGUGAACGUUGAUCUUCUGAAGGUCACCGGCGUGAAUGUCUUCCCCACGACGCGCCAAAUUUCGUCGAGCUCCGUGCAGUUCCUCCAGGACCGCACCACGGUUUCGGUGGCUCAGAACUUCGAGGUCUCCUACUACAGCACCUUCAAGGUGGUGACCAACCUGUACACCUUCGCCAAGGAGACGUACGUGCUGUACCAGUGCGGCACGGCCGCCCCCAACCCCGCUGACUACGGCCUGCCUGCCGCCACCAAGGUGCUGGCGGUGCCGCUGACGGCCGUGUCCGUGCAGGACACCACCGUGCUCAACUUCAUGAAAAUCCUCAACGUGCUGGACCGCGUGGCGUACGUCACCCCUUACGCCGUGGAGCCUUGCAUGCAGGCGCUGGCGGGCGGCAGCUGCAACCGCACCUCUGACAACGCGGUUGCCGACAAGAUUGACGGCAAGUUCGUGGGCUUCAGCGUCAAGCCCAGCGAUCCCCAGGCGAUCACCUUCACCGCCACCGCUGACCCGGGCCCGCUAAACCGCGCCGAGUACAUCAAGUACGUGGCCACCUUCUUCAACCGCGAGGCCGCCGCCAACACCGCCUUCAACGCUAUCGUGUCGGCCUACAACGCCAACAAGCAGCUGGCUGCCACCUACCUGUCCAAGAACUCUGCCGUCAGCCCGCUGGUUGCUUGGAUCUACUACCAGCCCAAGUACGACAGCGCCACCUACAAGGCGCCCGAGCAGGUGGUGCUGUACUUCAACGCCUACCGCCGGCAGUACGUGCAGGACGCCGGCGGCCGCCUGCACGACCUGGCCGCGCUGAACGCGCAGUACGGCAACAACAACACCAUCACCGUGUCGGGCAGCCAGCUGGUGUUCACCGACCUGCCCAACACGCUGCCGGUGCUGCGCACCAUCCUGGCCAGCGUGGAUGUGGUCAUUGACGAGUCCUUCUACGACGGCAAGAACCCCACGCAGAUCACGCUGGACGACUUCCGCGCCCUGUACGGCCUGACCGACGCCGCCGCCCUGACCGAUCUCAAGUUCCUGGCCAACCAGCGCCUGCUGCGCCUGGACGGCAGCGCCAACCCCGGCGGCACCACCGCCUGGUUUGAGGAGGCCGUCGCGCGCCCCGACAUUGUCCUGCACGACCUGGUGUCGGCCUUCCUGCCCAACGCCCUGCUGUCCAUUGGCGACACCGUGCCCGCCAAGCUGGUCCGCAACAUGUUCGCCUCCAACCCCGGCCGCGUGGUGCUGUCGUCCGCCGCGCAGUGCCCGGCCGCGCAGGCCACCUGCGGCGCACCCGCCUCGCCCGUCUGCCCCGCCGUCUACCUGGACUGCCAGGGCCGCCUGACUGCCGCCACUGACAGCCAGCCGUGCGCCCCGAGCUGCUCCGCCAGCCCCAGCAACAACGCCCCAAACGGGGCGGGCGGCGCCGCGUCCCGCGCCGCCGCCCAGCCCCUUCUGCUGGUCGCCCUCCUGGUCGCGGCCCUGGCCGUGCUGGGCUGGGGCCUGUAAGCGCCCCGCCUCCCAGGCGGUGAGGGCGGAUGGCAGCCGCGUCUCGCGGUUGCGAGAUCCCUUCAACAACGGACUGGCUUGCUUGUUGCGUAGCACGCAUGGCCGGGUAUGCGUGUCUACAAAGUUGUAUGUUGAGGAUGUGUGUGCGGUGAUUAUACAGUAUACUACGGACUCACUCGUGUGUUUGGUCAAGGGGGGUUCUUGUAGCGUCACAGCUCGGGGUACGCCUCUGGCGUGCGACGUGGCUGGGUGCACUGGCGUUGCUUGGGAGGCGUGCGGCAUAGCGGAUGUUUGUGUCAGCCUGUGAGCCGCCGGGGAGUGCAACCCCACUCGCCUCACAGUGUCAUGUGAUCCUCAGCGUGUGGACAGGGCCACAUGCGCGCACGGUGGAUGUAUGUGACAAUGCAUAUGCCGUAGUUAUUCAUGAACCACCCGGCUUUUGCCCGGAGGUGUUGUCGUUUUUGCUUUCGUGUGUUUGCGUGGGGUAUCGUGAAACGCCAUUUCAGUGCUAGCUGCAGCUACUUGAUUUGUGAAGUGCCUGUGAGCAGCCCGCCCAGAUGGCGAGAGCUGCUUGGAGUCAGGUAGUGUCACUGUGGGUAUUUGCGCAGCGAGCUCACGCGGGCAGAAGUGCCUUGUGCCUCCUGUAGGUAGACGGUGGUCCCGCGGUCUCAUGACUAACUGAAAGGUGCGGCGUGGCGGGUGGCCGUGUGGAGGGCCUGUAACAACAACAACACGCCGCGAGGGGGGAGGUCACGCACCUGUGGUGCGCGUUCACACUGUCUUUUGUAAUACCAGGCCUUAUGUUGUCGACGACAACAUAAUCCAACAAUUAAAGUCGGGCGGGCCCUUCUCCCGGGUUGGCUGGACAGUGACAGGGCCCCGGCGAGGGUGGGCUGUAAGACCAGACCUCA